This is a messenger RNA of Daucus carota subsp. sativus, 1431 nucleotides long. RefSeq names its product mitochondrial phosphate carrier protein 3, mitochondrial. Bases 127 to 1230 code for a protein of 367 amino acids. Gene Ontology annotation, cellular component: mitochondrial inner membrane. The record is from RefSeq and is a predicted model, not a curated record. Lineage: Eukaryota; Viridiplantae; Streptophyta; Magnoliopsida; Apiales; Apiaceae. The transcript is spliced from 6 exons. Gene Ontology annotation, molecular function: phosphate transmembrane transporter activity. Gene Ontology annotation, biological process: mitochondrial phosphate ion transmembrane transport.
GCUAGACGGAGAGCCAAUCAAAAACCCAAUUACCUUAUUAUCUCUUCCUCUGUUUGCAUGCAAACCACAUGCGCUCUAGCUUAAAUAACAUUAAAUUAAAAACAAAGUGUUAUAGUAAGCAUUUCAAUGGAGAAAUCUGGGCAGUCUCUUAUACCCAGCGUUUUGUACUGGGAGCGCUCAUUGGUGGAUUAUAAUCGAAAUCCGAUCGUGCAAAAAAAUAAAUUUUGGGGUCCUUGUUGUGUACAUUCUCUUGGUGAUGGAGAUAGUAGCAACAAGAAGAGGAGGAGCUUCAUUGUACAAGCUCCUCGAGAGCCUGCAAAAAAGAUAGACAUGUUCUCCCCUGCUUAUUAUGCCGCUUGCACAGCCGGAGGAAUAUUUAGUUGUGGUCUCACUCACACCGGGGUUACUCCUCUCGAUCUUGUCAAGUGUAACAUGCAGAUCAACCCUGAAAAGUACAAGAAUAUCUCCUCAGGCUUUAGAGUUUUGUUAAGGGAGCAAGGAUUUAGAGGGUUGUUUAAGGGCUGGGGGCCAACUUUGCUAGGCUACAGUUCACAGGGUGCUUGCAAAUUUGGGUUUUAUGAAUUUUUCAAAAAAUACUACUCAGAUAUUGCUGGUCCAGAGUAUUCUGCUAAAUACAAAACAUUGAUCUACCUUGUUGGCUCUGCAUCUGCUGAAUUCAUUGCUGAUAUUGCUCUUUGUCCUUUUGAGGCGGUGAAGGUUCGUGUUCAAACUCAGCCCGGGUUCGCCAAUGGCUUUUCAGAUGGUUUCCCGAAGUUUGUCAAGACUCAAGGUGCAGCUGGGCUAUACAAGGGCCUUGUUCCUCUUUGGGGACGACAAAUUCCAUAUACAAUGAUGAAAUUUGCAUCUUUUGAGAAAAUCGUGGAGGUUUUAUACAAGUAUGCGAUCCCAACCCCUAAGGACCAAUGUAGCAAAUCACUCCAGCUUGGUGUGAGUUUUGCCGGUGGUUAUGUAGCUGGAGUUUUCUGUGCUAUAGUAUCACACCCUGCUGAUAAUUUGGUGUCUUUUCUGAAUAAUGCCCAAGGGGCAACGGCUGGUGAUGCUGUGAAGCAUCUUGGUUUAUGGGGUUUGUUCACCCGAGGUCUUCCUAUUCGUAUAGUCAUGGUUGGAACCCUUACAGGAGCACAAUGGGGUAUUUAUGACGCUUUCAAGGUUUUUGUUGGCCUGCCAACUACCGGAGGCGCCGCACCUCCUGCACUUGCCAAGCCAUAAAUAUAUGACCUAAUUCACCUUCAGAAGUGUAAUUUUGUAAUCAAUAACCAUGUGGGAUUUGUGGAUGAUAUAUAUUAGGCAAUGUGAUUUUUCAAAAGAUAUUGCAGUUUUUUGGAAGGAAUGUCAUUUUUCUAAAUAGUUUUUGUGAUUUUAAAUAAUUUUUCAGAAUAUAUUUUGCAAUUGAUGAUGAAUUACGUGGUC